This is a messenger RNA of Miscanthus lutarioriparius, 789 nucleotides long. The record is from the annotation of a GenBank genome assembly. NCBI's taxonomy places the organism in Eukaryota, Viridiplantae, Streptophyta, Magnoliopsida, Poales, Poaceae.
AUGGUUUUGCAGGGAGCUUGUGAUGAUUUAAAAGGCAGUAGAUUGUUCCUGAAGCUACUUGAAGCCGUCCUGCAAGCUGGGAACCGAAUGAAUGUUGGCACAAACCGUGGUCAGGCAAAAGCUUUCAAGCUGGACACUCUACUCAAACUCGCAGACGUCAAAGGGACCGAUGGCAAAACCACCUUGCUACACUUUGUUGUCCAAGAAAUCGUCCGGUCUGAAGACGCAAAAUCCGAGAAAGCCGUAGAAGAUGAGGCCAGAAAUAUCGUGAAAGACGAAAUGUUCCGUAAGCAAGGGUUGAAAGUUGUAUCUGGGCUGAGCAAUGAGCUCGGGAAUAUCAAAAAAGCAGCUAGCAUGGAUUUCGAUGUGCUGCACAGCUAUGUAUCCAAUCUUCAGACCGGUCUUGGCAAGAUCAAGUCGAUCCUCCUGCUCGAGAAGCAGUGCACCCAAGGCCAGAAUUUUUUCGCGAGGAUGCGUGAUUUUCUCAAGGAAGCUGAGAUGGAGAUCAAACAAGUCCGGUGCGACGAGGAGAGGGCUCUGGGAAGAGUGAAAGAGAUCACUGAGUAUUUCCAUGGUGAUGCUGCAAAGGAGGAAGCGCACCCUCUGAGGAUAUUCAUGGUGGUGAGGGACUUCCUGUCCAUGCUGGACCAUGUCUGCAAGGAGGUCAGCCAGCAGGACAGGACGGUUGUUGGAUCUGCAAGGUCCUUCCGUAUGUCAGCGACCACGGCAAUGGCGAACCUGAAAAUGUACGGCCAGCAUGAAAGAGACGACGACGGUUGGUCGCUGUAG